Conger conger (European conger) is the source of this 460-nucleotide messenger RNA. RefSeq names its product COP9 signalosome subunit 9 (gene cops9). The record is from RefSeq and is a predicted model, not a curated record. NCBI's taxonomy places the organism in Eukaryota, Metazoa, Chordata, Actinopteri, Anguilliformes, Congridae. The transcript is spliced from 3 exons. The coding region runs from base 75 to 281 and encodes 68 amino acids. Gene Ontology annotation, biological process: negative regulation of protein neddylation.
GACAGUAAUUGAUGUAACCAAACCGGAAGCGACAAGCAUUUUUCACAACAGGUCGGACAAAUUUGGGAUUAUUUAUGCCACUCAAGGAUCAAUCAAACUCCACCACCAUGAAGCCUGCGGUAGAUGAAAUGUUCCCAGAAGGAGCUGGACCUUAUGUAGACCUUGACGAGGCAGGGGGAAGCACUGGGCUUCUAAUGGACUUGGCUGCAAACGAAAAAGCAGUCCAUGCGGACUUCUUCAACGAUUUUGAAGACCUCUUUGAUGAUGAUGAUAUCCAGUGAUGUCCAAGUUGUGCACUUAAGAAAAGUUUGUAAAUAAACACAGGGAGACUUUGAAAAUGUAAAAACUUAUCUGAAAUUCUGUUUCUGUGAUGCUGGGGUGAGGAACUGACAGUUGAGAACAAAUACUUUGUUGUAUCAUACGUUUGUUUGGGUGAGUAAAAUAUUGUACUUCCAGACAA